AUCUAAUUGGGUUUGCAUUUUACACUUUGAAUAAAAGUUAAAAAGGUGUUAUUUUUUUAUUUACAUAUUAAGGUUAUGAUACUCCCAAAAUAAUUCCACUGAAAUCUGCAGAUUUUUAACAAAAUUCUCUGCAGAAAUAGCAAAAAACAUCCGCAGAUUCCGUCUGGCCCUACACAUGGCUCAUUACAUUUUUUGUAUUAAGUUUGGAAUGUCAGGCAGCUUCCAGCAAUAGAGUCAAUGGAGCGGGUUAGAUCGUUUACCACAUCCAAAACACACUCCCAUCCAUGCCCCCCUUUCAGUGUUGGCAUGGUCUAAAUGUGCUGUGUCUCUAAAUGUAGAGGAACUGAAAGAAAACUAGGGAGUGACCCAUUGAAUAUGAAGCACUUCGUAAUGACCUGACGAGAAGGCGUUGCCUGAACUACAUAUAAAAACAACGCAAACUAAAGUUAGGUGACUGUUACACAUAAAAAGAACGCAAACAUUUGCAUUCAGUCAUUUAGCAGAUGCUUUUGUCCAAAGUGACUUACAAUUGAGGAGCGAUUCAACAAGAACAGGUAUAAGGAUCAUUAAAAAAUUGUGAAAGAGCAGAAGAAUGGCUGAAGCGGAAGGUUGUGCUGACUGGAUGUCCAAAUUGAGCGAGACAUUCACAACAGGCCCCUUGAGCCAAAUUGCUAUUCCAGGUAGCCACGAUGCUAUGGCCUACAGCUUAGACAUGGACUCUCCAGUCCUGGAACCUGACAGUCUCAAACCUAUGGACAACAUGUUCAGUGCGUUCUUAAGGCCCAUUGUCAAGAAAUGGAGCAUCACUCAGGAUAAAACCAUCUCUGAUCAGCUUGAUGCUGGUAUUCGCUAUUUUGAUCUGCGGGUUGCUGGAAAGCCUGAAUCCAGCGAUUUCUUCUUCUAUCAUGGAUUGUACACAACGAUGACUGUGAAGGAGGCAAUGACAGAACUGGAGACAUGGUUAGGACAACACUCUAAGGAGGUCGUCAUCCUUGCUUUCUCACAUUUCAAGGAAAUGUCAGCUGAUCAACACACAAACCUGAUCAAGUUCCUCAAAGAGCACUUCAAAACCAAACUCUGUCCUAAGGCUAAAGUGCCUUCACUUAAGGACUGCUGGGAAAGUGGCUAUCAGGUUAUCCUCUCUUAUGACGACAGCAAUAUCGAGGAUCCUGAUUUGUGGCCUCGAAUCGGGUACUGGUGGGCUGAUAAUUCAGAUCCCAAGGAGGUCAUUUCAUUCCUCAAUAACAAGCAACAAACAGGCAGACCAGAGGGAUUGUUUGUUGCUGGUCUCAACCUGACUUUUGAUGCGAAUGACAUGCUCCAGUACCUCACAACAUCAUUGAAGGAGAAAACCAUGACAGCUUACCCUCUGUUGCUGGACUGGGUGAAGGAGCAACACCCGGGCUCGGACAAACAAAGCAUCAACAUCAUCGCUGGAGAUUUUGUUGGCCUGAACAGCUUUGCUCACGAUAUCAUUCAGCUCAACAAUGCCAAAACUAGUUAAUGAAGAUCUAGUGGACAGAGGUAGAUACUGUUACAUUUCGAGAAUGAAAGAAAUUAUAUAUUGUAGUCUGUUAAAUGGGCUUGCAAUAGAGUGCUGCAGAGAUGACAUGUUUUACAGGCCAAAAUAUGGAAAGUCAGCAUUUUUGUUUUGAAGUCAAGAGUAUUUUUUUAAUGCGUUUUGGGGCAAUCACCUGAGAUAAGGUGUUUAUCACAAGAGCAAGAUAUAUUCAUGCUUUAUUAAUAAAAUAAAUAAAUAAUACCAUCAGCAAA
Molecule: messenger RNA, 1773 nt
Organism: Danio aesculapii
Lineage: Eukaryota; Metazoa; Chordata; Actinopteri; Cypriniformes; Danionidae
Product: PI-PLC X domain-containing protein 1-like
Exons: 7
Coding region: 593-1504 (303 amino acids)
Biological process (GO): lipid metabolic process
Molecular function (GO): phosphoric diester hydrolase activity
Source: RefSeq, a predicted model, not a curated record